AGACUUGUCAAUCUAUUUAGUUCUUAUUUAUGCACAUGAGAAGAAUUAGUUGAUUCGCGGGGAAAUACUAGUUACGCGCAAAUUUUCAUAUAGUUAGCAUAAAUGAGCCCCUCUUGAAGUACACUUUUAUGGCAUUUCUUUUAGCAUACGCAGAUCAGCUUUCAGUGCUCUGUUGAAAAAUUAGAUAUCCACAUUUAACAGUGUUGAAUGUUUCAUAAAGAAAAUUUAGGCAUGAAAUUGACGUUUUUAGAAAAUUACAUGAUAAGAAACGGAAGAACAUUCGAAAAGAGAUAUAUAUUAAAAUUUUACUUUGAUAUAAGUUUUGAAUAUUUCCAGAUAAAUCAAUAAGUUUAAUAGACAAUAUUGACUACCUCGUUUACUAUCUUGUUUUGAAUGAUUGAUGUAAAUAUUAACGUUUUCCUUGUAAGCCCUGGUGUGGUUAUAACAGAACUACAGAAACGUGGGGGAUUAAAUGAAGAAGCAUACGCAAAGUUUUUGGAGCGUGCUAAAGAGACGCAUGCGCUCGGUCGCCCAGGACAACCUGAAGAAGUUGCCAGAGCAAUAGCCUUCCUUGCCUCGGAUGAUUCGUCUUUCAUCACAGGGGCGACACUUCCGGUUGAUGGUGGUCGCCAUGCUAUGUGUCCCAGAUAAUCAAAGAAAAUAAAUGAAAAAUUUUUUGUUGUCGUUUAAUGUGGACUAAUUUAAAUAUAGUGAUCUUCUCCAUUUAUAUGGAAAAAAAACAGUGACAAGAGUGGACAAAUACAAUUCAGAUAUUUUGUUUCACCAUUCACAAAAUGCACAUACACAUGGAUAACUUAGUCCUUGUCAAUUUGGGUAUAUGCUUACUAUUUCUCAUAAUCCUUCCUGAAAAAUUGAUAAGGUGGCAUAUAUAUCCAAAUUAUCUUAUAUUUGGAAUCUGUUGAAUUAAAGAGACCAUGACAGUUUGCUUUGGUUUGGUUUAACGCAAAACGCAAUAAUUGUGCAAUAAGCUAGGACAUAGGUAAAAUGGCUGAGGUUCAGGUACCUGUUAAUUUUGCUUAAUUCACGGAAGUACAUGUUUACCGUCGACGUAACCCUGUCGAUCUGUGGGCUUGGUAUGCCGAGUCAGCUGCGACAACUCGGGCACGUCCGCCAUAAUGCCCUGUGUGUAGCUAUACUAAGGCGCUGGUCGCUUUACUGGACCUUCUUAAUGUCCUUUUAUCCUGUAUUUUAAUUGUUUGGAUGUAUAAGUUGGAAUUUCAAACUUCUGAGAGAGCGACCCGAUAGGAUGAAGAAGCAUUUAUGCAUCAUCUUUACAGUGUUAGUAUUAGUGGGAGCUUACAUAGAGGAAAUCGAUUUACCCGAGUCCUUUACAGAAUGUUUGGAAAAACAGCGGAUAAAGAAUCAAGGUGCUGCCAGCUGGGAAGCCAUGAACAAGUGGUGUAUGAACAGCCACAGGAUGAAACUCACAGGUGACAAGUUCAAACACGCCAACGUAUCUCAGGACACGGUCAGCUGGAUUAAUGAACUACUCAGAAUGUCAAACGUGGAUAUGAAGCUGGACCUUCAUUCCAUAAACAAAAGACAAGCAGAUAAUCCCUCUCUGUAUCCUAACGUCCAAUUCCCCCCACAGCCCAUCAUUACAGAUGAAGAUUCACAAACAUCGAAUACACAGAAUUCACAGGGGCCGGAAUACCAAUCAGAAACUCUCCAGUCAUUUGUUAAUCAACAUACUGGAUCAAGCCAGGCCCAGAGGUUUCAGCCCGGACAAACGAGGCCGUUUCCAAUCAUCGGCGGGAAUCCGCAGCCUCCAUCACAAUCAGUGGUCCAGACACAGCAGCAAGUUUUCCAAGGUUCAGUACAACAACAACCGCUAGCUGGACAGAAUCAACCAAUCCAGACUCAAGCUUCUCAAAUCCAGACAAAUCCUGUUCAAAAUCAAUUUUCCCAACAAUCAGUAGUUCAACAGUCUCAGCAGGCAGUUAAUUUUGCUCCACCCCAACAACCACAGGCAGUUAAUUUUGCUUCAUCCCAGCAGUCAUCAUUUGUGCAACCCCAGCAGCCGACAUUUGUGCAACCCCAGCAGCCAGCAUUUGUACAAACGCAACAAAAUUUUCAGCCUGUGAACGCAUUCCAACCUCAGCCAACAGUGAUGUCUCCGACCAUGUCCGCAGCACAGCCUACUGGUAUACCUCAGGUACAGCGUCCUCAGUUAAGGAUAAGGAAGGAGUAUAGGACGAUGACGGAGCAGGAGAGAGCCAACUUCCACAGAGCCAUUCUACUACUCAAACAGGAUACGACUAUUCGACCUAACCGAUAUGAUGCACUUGGACUUGUUCACUUUCGAAUGGUUGAUAAUAUACACCAUGGAGGAGCAUUCUUAGCUUGGCAUAGAAUAUUCAUCACCAUAUUUGAGAAUGCAUUGAGACAAAUGGUACCUGGUGUUACUUUACCAUACUGGGAUUCGACAAUGGAUGAGGCGAUGAUUGACCCUACCCAAUCCGUCACGUGGUCACCACAGUUCCUCGGCAACGGAGAUGGUCUGGUGACAAAUGGACCAUUCGCCUUCUGGCAAACUCCUAAUGGACCACUCAUCAGAAAUAUAGGACAGGAUGGUCAGCUGCUCUCAAGACAAGCCAUAAGGAACAUACUGACCAGAACAAGAAUGGGGCAAAUCACAGAACCCGCUGCUCCCGACCAGUUUAACAUUGAAAAUUACCACGGUGAUGCACAUACAUGGAUCGGAGGUCAGAUGGAGCCUAUGGAAACGUCUGCUUUUGAUCCUGUUUUUUACCUUCACCAUGCCUUUGUCGAUUAUGUUUGGGAAAUAUUCCGUCAGCAGCAGCGAGCCAUGGGAAUAGACCCCACCCAAGAUUAUCCUCAGAAUUACGGCCCACAGUCACAUGCCCCCUUUACACCUACAGGAUUUGGAAACCUGCCAAAUGUAUUUGGAAUAAGCGACAUGUUUACCUCCCAAAUAUAUACUUACCAGCCACAUCCGACAUGUUCCUUCCAAAACUCCAACUGUGGUUCUCCGUACCUGACGUGCGAUCUUUCCACCGGUGUCCCGCAGUGCUUGCCGAUCUCCUCGGGUCCUCCUCCAGCACAGCUACGAGCAGCUCGAAUGAGGGGUGUGCCUGGAGUGAUGGGUGCUGGUCCACGGCUAGGAGGAAUGCCCCUCCCUUUUGGGCGUAAAAAGAGAGAAGCAACUAAAGACAGGGUGACAAUUAAUGCAAAGUCCUCUUCAAACUCUUACCACCAGGUAAUGGUCAAACAGAUGCAAUGCUCCAAUACGUGGGUCUCUUUCUCCAGCCAGAAUACCUUCGAAAUCGACAAUGAGGGAGAUACCCGAAAAUGGGUGUUUAUACCUGUUCGUGUUGUUAACAAACGGUCUCCUGAGCACCGUAAAUUUAAAGCAUACGCAAUCAUUGAUGGAAAGCCUUCCGUCAAGGCCGACAUCUACGAUCCAGAACAGUAUCAAGAAAUCAAACCAUACUUCUCAGAGGAACUCAUGCCAUCAUCAGAAAAAUGUAAAACUGUCACUGGGGAUAGAACAGUUGGUCGCAUUCACAUUCGAUCUAACGGACUUAAUUACCAGGGAAAUUAUGACGAAUACGUCAUCGUGGAUCUGAGGCAGGCGUUUACCGAGUCCACCACCUAUAUUGGACUUAAAAGUCCUGGUCAGAACGAUACAGAAGUCCUUCUGUCUGCUUAUGACUCGUGUGGACGAAAAUGUCAGGCCUUCUGUCGGAGCAGAGACAAGAAUUCUCCGGGUUUUCACCCCUGUUCGGGGGCUCUCCGAGUAAACAAUAAUACCCCAUGGGAAUAUGGUAAAAACUAUGGUGAUGCAGUGCGCAUGUCCUGGGAUUUGAAUGACUUGUAUACAAUUCCAGAACUACAAAAUCAGUCUGUUUUCAUUCAAUUUUUCUGUGAUCAUCGAGAAUAAAAUUGGUUUGGGAGUUCCAAGUUUUAUUUUCUCAACAGUUAAGAAUGUUUGUAUGCUGAUAAUAGAGGAAUAUAAAGAGU
This is a messenger RNA of Saccostrea echinata, 4005 nucleotides long. RefSeq lists its product as uncharacterized. The coding region runs from base 1268 to 3925 and encodes 885 amino acids. The record is from RefSeq and is a predicted model, not a curated record. Gene Ontology annotation, molecular function: oxidoreductase activity. NCBI's taxonomy places the organism in Eukaryota, Metazoa, Mollusca, Bivalvia, Ostreida, Ostreidae. The transcript is spliced from 5 exons.